UGUAAACUUCCGGUCGUUUGUCAUUUGAGAAAUCGGUAACUUUAAAGCUUUAUUAACUGGGGGUACAUGCAGAGAAUGGCGGAGGCAACGGCUUCGUUGUCCAACACUCAAGUAGUAACUGAAAUUCCAGCAGAGGGAAGCCGUAGUCCAACCCUUGCCCUAAAGCUACGUAAGCCAAAGAAUGAUAAGAAAGUGAAAUGGACCACAGAAACUGUCGACAAUGAGCAUUUGAAUAAGAAGAAAUCAAAAUGUUGCUGCAUAUAUGAGAAGCCACGAAUGUUUGGUGAAUCCUCUGAUGAGGACGAUGAUGAGUGUGGUCACUGUAGGGGACACAAGAAGAAAUGCUUCCGGGAUGAGGGUGGGGAGAACAUGGGGGAACCAGACGGUUCUGAACAGCCUGGAACCAGCGGCUCCUGAUGACAAGGGAGGCAACUCGACUAAGAUUCCAUUGUACAUGCCUAGUUGUGGGCACUGCCACUCUUCAUUUAUAGAUUAUUGCGUCAGAGUUUUACUUUUUGGAAGCCCUCAAUAACUGUUUGGUAUCAUUGCAUUUUUUACCAUUAUGCAUAAGCCUCAAUUUGAAAAGGUUACUUAACAUUGGUUCACAAGGGGUAAAUAUAGAGGAUAUUUCUUUGUUUCAAUGUAAGAUCGUAACAUAUUUCACCGGGUGAGCCCCAAAAUUGAUAUUUCACGAGAGACUUAGCCACGAGUGAAAUACUCACUUUUUGUGGUCACGAGGUGAGAUAUAUUGCUGUUGUACACUGAAACAAAUAAUAUUUUAUUAUAUGCCUAAAAUUGAAAUUAAGUCAUUUAAUUACACGUUUUUAGAAAAAUGUGCCAAUUUGGUUGCGCAUGUAACAUUAAUUUGAAAUGAGGUCAUUGAAAAUGUGUCCCAGCCCUGUGGGCGCUGAUGUUUGAUUUGGAAUUGAGAGCAGGUUUAAAUUUCAAAUCAGUGAAAAAUCGCAAAUUGAUAUUUCCACUGUUUGAAAAAUUAUUCCUAACUAUAGUACUCUGUGAAUAACUCCGUUUUGGACAUAAGACAAAACAUCCUGCGGCACAACACAUUUUUAGUGCUAAUCGGCUUACAGAUGAAAAAGUAUAGGUAUUGUCAAGCCUGGGUGUCGUUAUCGACAUCAUUAUAGUCGUUCAGCAAGAACUUAAACCCUGACCUUAGCUCAAAAACCAUUUGAGAUAUUAGAUACACACAUGAAACAUGUUGUACAUGUUUCCAGAGGCAUUAGGCACAUGUAUUGCAAGGACCAUAACUCUGCCUUUAAUAAUGAUUGAGUUAUGCCUCUCUUUUUUAACGAAAAAAAACCCAAGCAAAAUAGAAAUAAAGUUUAUCAAGGCCCAUAACUCUGACAUUAAAUGAUUAUUCAGUUACCGGUAUGUCCCUUUUUCACUGAAAUCCCCCAAAACCAAAAAUGUAGAAAUUGAGUUAUCAACAAAAAAUAUACAUACAUGUAGUGAUUUUAUGGGGAUUUUACUAGAAUGCAUUUUCCUGUGGCUUUUGUGCCCCAAUGUUGCCCACAAACAGAUAUGUACAGUAAUUGUAGUAAAAAGAAAGAUGGUCGUCAUUUAGCGCUUUCAUUAUAAAUGUGAUAAAACACACACACUUUGAUGGCACGGCACAAGACAGAUUGAACUCGAUAUUAAAAAGAUGUCUGUCUUGCGUUGGGCCAUUAUAUAGUCAAUUCGGCCUAAAAAAAUACCUGUGUUUAGGGCAACAUGGCCAUGCUUGGCAAAAUCUUACAAACUUAUAAUUUUUUUCGAGCCUAAAUCAUUUUUUUUAUAUUUUUUUUUGAAUUGUUGUUGACCGUGAAAUCCAUUUUUUUUAUUACAAUAAAAAAAUAGUAUUAAUUUUUUAAAACACAAUGAGACAAUUAAUUGUUCAGAACUUUUUUGUUAACAUCUUUGUUAACUUUUAAACGUGAAAUAGUUGAAGAUAUCCUCAAAUAUUGAAAUAAAACAAGUACUGUGGUCUCAAAUCUUGUUAGAAAAUAAUCCAGAUCACAUGUGCAUCUACCGGGUAUUCAACAUUCGGAGCAGAAAAUAUUUGAAAAAUGACACUAACAUGUUGUUAACUUUAACAAAGAUCCGACAAAUCGGCCCAAUAUUUAUAUACCGAAAUGUCAUGGUAUUAGCAUUCAUAAUAUGCUUUGCUGUUUUGAUUGGACUUGGAAAAACCAACAAAGAACCUUUGUUUCUAUUCAACCAGGCAUAUUAAGGGCCAUUCCUGUAAAACCCAUAGGGGGAAGGCAAUUAUUUGAAAUAGUAUAUAGGUGAGUAUCUUUUUUCGCUAGUUUUGACCCCACAAGUAAACUGCUUUUGUAGGUGGGUGGCAUAAUUUACAAGUGCCUCCCCCCGGAGGUUAUAUGUUUAAAUGGAAUAGCCCUAAUGACUGUUGCUCUAAACUCGGAUAUUUUGUUUUUAGGCCUUAGAGUGCCCAGAUUUUCAUGUUGUACGAACUGUUGUCCUAACAUGAAACAAAAAUGUAUGUUAUUGUUUUUCCAUUGUAAUAUUAUAAUUACAUAGUUCAUUUUUGUCAGUAUUUCAAUUUCUUUCUCUAUGUACUUGUAGAAACUACAACUUAAGUUUGAUUCAAUGAGAAAUUAGAGGGGAAAAAGUACUAAAGUCAUAGCAAUUCUGUCAAUGUUGGAAUAUAAACUGUUUCACUAUAUAUAUCUGUAAAUUGUGCGUAUGAAUUGAUUAUCUUUUCUUGCUAGUAAAUGUACCAAUGUCAAAGUAAUGCAAUAUCCCCCCAAAAAAUACAAUCAAUCCCCUGGUCUCCUGGCGGUUGAUGAAUAUCCCCCGGAUGAUUUUCAGUACAUUUUCUUUCAAUACAUGUACCGGUACUUAAUUUUAUCAUAUAUGAUGUGAUACUUGUAACGUUGUAAUGCAAUAAUUGUUUUUAAUGUCUAGAAAAGUAGAUGGCAGAACACUAUUAAAUAGCAAAUUUUAAUUAUACCCCCAUCCCCUACCAAAAUUAGCCUGAAAAAAAAAUGAAUAAAAUUUACCCAAUAAUUUUUUUUGAUUUCAUUAAGGAAUUUGUAAUCUCAAUGUUCUUGCAUAAUAAUUUCUGCAUUCCUGGAUGUGUUACGUUUUAUUAUAAAUUAAUUAUUAUGGUAUAAAAAAUAAGUGUUGAAAAAUUGCACACUGUAAAGCAAGAUUUGGCCCCAAUAUCACAAAAAAACUAAAGUCAUAUCUCAAUCUCAACUCAUUUUACCACACGGCAACAAGUUAUUGAAAAUAACUGUUUCAUAUGAUUGUUCACCUUUGAAAAGGCAUUCUAUCAUAUGAUAUGUAGAUUUAUGUCUUUGGUCAAGAUUCCCAGGGAAUAAUAUUCUACAGCCAAAAAUGUAUUGGAGUACAUUUCAUUGUGUUUUUUUAACAAUUACUCGAGUAUAUUUUUUGCUCUGUUAAGUUUCUAUGAAAUAUUGACAAAAUCCUUUUAUCAACAAAUUCUAUGACUUUAAAACUACGCAAAUACGCAAGAUUUUAAAACCUAAUACGCUCUUGUGGGGUAAAUUGAGUUAAGAUUGAGUUUAAGACUUGUCUUGUGUAUUUUGUACCGUAAUAUCACGAAAGAGGUGACCAUUCCUUAUGAAAUAGGACAAUGCUUGAUUUUAUUGAUUUUAGAAAAGUUGUUAAAUAAAUUAGGUUUUAUCAAUUUCAGAAAAAUUGUUAACUAAAUUGCGUAUUGAAUGCCUUCUCAUGCUAUAUCCUUUUUAUUAUGAAAAGAAAAGAACUGAAUUCUAAAUAUUUAUUACAUUGUGCCCCAACUCCUCGAAAAUCUUAAAGCUGCACUCUCACAGAUUGACCAUUUUAUCAACUUUUUAUUUUUUGUCUUGUAAAGAGCAUAUUUUUGCGUAAAUAUCUGCAAACCAAUGUUAUAAGAUUGCUGACAAAAAAUCAGAUCGUAGAUUUUCAUAUUUCCGUUCGAAAAUUAUUGUUUUAUGGCUAUCGAUUUAAGAAAAAUGCAUAAAACAUCAUUUUUUGAGCUUAAAUAUAAAAAUCUGCAAUCUGAUUUUUUGUCAGCAGUCUUAAAUAACUGGCUUCCAUGGAUUUUCGCAAAAAUUGGCUAGUUCCAAGGCAAAAAAUAAAAAAGUUGUCAAAACGUUUAAUCUGUGAGAGUGCAGCUUUAAGCUAAACAGGCUUAGGUGCCUUAUUUCAUUCAGCCAUAUUAAUGACUUUACAAAAUAGAAAAUAGUUUAUUUCCAAUUAUCUCCGACAUAAUCAACUAAAGAAGCCCAUAAAUCUUUGUAUUGAAAAACACACACACCCAUUUUACCGCAACAAAAAUACUGGGCCAAGAUUGAUACUGUUAUAAGGGACUUCCAUGUAAUAUUGUUCAAGAACUUGGCGCCAGAUCAGUCUUAGAAAGGUACCAUGUUGCAGAAGCUAUCUUGGGGCCUGGGCUGGUAUUCAUAAAACAUCUUUUAAGCUAUUUCUUAACUCAAAAUCCUUAUCUUUUUUUUUAAUAGUCAAAUUUAAAGACAAUUGUAAAUGAUUUUAGAGUAAAAGUAUGUUUAUUUAAUUAUAUCAAUACAAGGUAAAGCAUUUCAGAUAGUAUUAAGCUUUUAUAUCAAAUAACCAGUGGGAUACUUAACUUAAGGAAAUGACGUAAGUUAGGAAAUGAGGAAAUGAGUUUAGAUGUUUUAUGAAUACAGACCCAGGUCUUAGAAGAGUAUCAUGAGCAGAUGCUAUGCUUAGUAAUUUAGAUUUCAUGUAUUUGAUCUAAGAUUUUAAACACGGGUACAUUUCUGAAAAUUAUUCACAUUCGUAUGUUUUGUUUAGAAAUACUGAAAUUUUCACAUGUUCAUUUUAUAAUUACUGAAAUAUUCACAAAUAUGGUCAGUUUAUAAUUACUGAAAUUUUCAUAUAUAUGUUCAGUUUAGAAUUACUGAAAUUUUUACAAAUAUGUUCAGUUUAGAAUUACAGAAAUUUUCAUGUUUAUAAUAACUGAAAUAUUCACAUUUAUAUGUUCAGUUUAGAAUUACUGAAAUAUUCACAUUUAUGUUCAGUUUAGAAUUACUGAAAUUUUAACGUUUAUAAUAACUGAAAUAUUCACAUAUAUAUAUGUUCAUUUUAGAAUUACUGAAAAUUUUACGUUUAUAAUUACUGAAAUAUUCACAUCUAUAUGAUUAGUUUAUAAUUGAAAUAUUCACAUAUACCGUAUGUUCUGUUUAUAAUUACUGAAAAUUUCAUGUUUCUUAUUACUAAAAAUUUCACAUUUAUUUAAUAAUUACUGAAAAAUUCACAUUUAUAAUUACUAAAAAUUUCAUAUUUAUCUUCAGUUUAUAAUUACUGAAAUUUUCACAUUUAUAAUUACUGAAAUAUUCACAGAUGUUCUGUUUAUAAUUACUGAAAAAUUCACAUUUAUAAUUACUGAAAUAUUCACAUUAAUAUUCAGUGUAUACUCGCUGAAAUAUUCAGAUUUAUGUCUUUUUUUUUUUUUUUCAAUUCAUGAAUGUUGCUACUUAUAUGUCUGGUAUUGUUGAUGUGCGCAUUUUUAAUUGGUUCUAAAUCAUGUUUUUAUUGCGUAAAUGUUUAUUC
Molecule: messenger RNA, 5556 nt
Organism: Mya arenaria
Lineage: Eukaryota; Metazoa; Mollusca; Bivalvia; Myida; Myidae
Product: E3 ubiquitin-protein ligase PPP1R11-like
Exons: 4
Coding region: 67-417 (116 amino acids)
Cellular component (GO): nucleus
Molecular function (GO): protein serine/threonine phosphatase inhibitor activity; protein phosphatase 1 binding
Source: RefSeq, a predicted model, not a curated record